Molecule: messenger RNA, 5447 nt
Organism: Microplitis mediator
Lineage: Eukaryota; Metazoa; Arthropoda; Insecta; Hymenoptera; Braconidae
Product: serine-rich adhesin for platelets-like
Exons: 6
Coding region: 587-4438 (1283 amino acids)
Biological process (GO): positive regulation of protein tyrosine kinase activity; neuromuscular junction development
Molecular function (GO): protein kinase binding
Source: RefSeq, a predicted model, not a curated record
CAAUGAUGUUGAAAUAUAAAAUACCAUGAAUUAAAAAAUUAACUUUUGAGUACCAACAUCAAGAUAUAGAAAAUUCAGUGUAAGUUGUCACGCAUGUUGUUAUCAACCUCAUACACACACAUAUAAAUUUAUAUAGAAUAUAUAGAAUAUAGAAUCAAGGUGUAGAGGAAUAGACAUGAGUGGGGAAACAUGUAGACGGUAGACAAAUCCCCACUCUUACUAACUCCACUAGGGGUGUUGGUGGUGUUGCUGCUGCUGCUGCUGGUGCCUCCAGAGUCCAGACUUCCAGACUUCCAGUUCCAGUCGCUGGUUCAGUGCUCAGUACUCGAGUCUUGAGUUUUUCAGUCGAUUAGUGUAGUAAGAUGGAUGCUUUAAAACUAUGAGAUCUCUAUGACUUGUAAUUCUUUACAUUAAUAAAUUAAAAAAUUUAAAUCCAGCCAUAACAAUAAUCGUCAACAAUAAAUAAGUCACCAUAAACAAUUGUUUUAUUAAAACAAAGUGUAUUACAUGAGUUUUUAGUGAUUAAAAUAAUGUGGAUAAGUUAUGAGAAUAACAUCUGCCAGUGAGUUUUUAAAUCACGGCUACAAUGGUGGAUAACAAUUGUAUUAUUGAGGGAAAUGUCAAAUUUCGCGAUGGAAAAAAAUGGAAAUCACGAUGGUGCGUUAUGCGGAAAUUGUCUCCAGUGGCAGAUUGUUUACACCUGCAACUUUAUGGAGACAGCAAAGACAGAUACAAGCAAGGACAAACAAAAGCAUCCUUGAGUUUACAACAUUUUUUAGGAAUAGAAAGUGGAUUUACUCUUGAUAAAGAGUCUAAUACAAUAGCAAUUAUUUGUCAAGAUUUGAUAGUUGUGCUUGCUUUUGAUACCAGAGAGCGUUUGAUACAAUGGCAGGUCAAGAUUUCAAAUAAUUUGGGCGAAGAUCAACAAUUUUUGAUAAUAAUAUCAUCAGCACCCUCAAAAGCCAAAGUAUCUAACGGACCAGCCCACUUACACAUUCAAGACCGUCGGUUCUGUUUGACAAUCGGUGUGCCGCCACGGCUGGUUGGCGUUUGGGAACUGGCGCAUCUACGCCGUUACGGUGUCGUCGAGGGACGUUUCUGUUUCGAGGGUGGCUCACGGUGCGGCCGUGGUGAAGGUCUGCACGUGCUAAUAACAGAUCAGGGUGAGGAUAUAGUACGUACACUACAACUGGCAGCCGAGGGUAAAUUGGCAACACGUAAACGCCCUCUGAAUUCACAAUUAUCGUUGCAAGACAGUCCGACGCGACGUCAAUUCAUCCGUUCAGACACACGUGCCAGUGAUUUUUUUCCCUCAAAUAUUUCUUACACAUCAUCUGUGACGUACAAAGAUCAUGAGGGCACAAAAACUGAAACAACAUCACCCUGCUGGUCUUCUACUGAAAGUAGACAUGUUGAAUUAGACGCCGUUGAUUACAGUAUUAACAGCUGCCGUGAUGCCGUUGGAUCAACUCAGGAACUAGCGGAUCACCAUCAUCACAAUCAAAAUAAUCAUUAUCAUUAUAAUCAUCAUAAUCAUCAGCAGCAGCAACAAAAUCAACAACAGAGUAACCAAAUGACAGAGUGGAGAAAUGGUUCUCUACCACGACAAAAUUCAUCUGGUUUAGAGAGAUGCGCCAGCUGCAUAAGUAAAUUAGGCGCAAUAUCUAAAAGUUCUGUUGUAACAUUAACUAAUACUACAAAUAACACGACCUCUACUAUCACAAAUACGACCAGCAGUAGUACCAUAUUAAACCAUACAAACACAACUUCUAGUCCUCCUGCUUCUGGCGGUAAUAAUAAUCUUAAUCUAAAUAAUAAUACCACGUGCCAUUCACAACAGCCACGCGCCUUCGACAGAUUAUCCUUAUCAUCUUACAGCAGCUCGAGCCAUGACAGUGAUUAUUCUGGUUCACAGAAUGCCGACUCGGUCUGUUUAUCAUCUUCGAAAAAUUCUCCUUGUUUACCAUCAAAAGACUCGAGUUGUUUGCAAGUUAAAAAUUCACCCGAUCAACUUGAUCAACCUCAUCAACUUGAUCAACCUCAACAAAUUAAAGAAAAACAAAUUAAUCAGUCACAACAAGAGUCUCAGAAAAUAUGUUCAUCACCAAGCCCGACGGGUCUGCCACCGCGACCACUAAAACCACCCGCAAAAAGUAAAAAACCUCCUAUGCCACUGCCAAAUGAACGGUGUACGUGUAAACAAAAAUCUGGCGUGUCAACACGUACUAAAUCGAGUCCUUACGACAACUACGACAUUCCAAAGACUAUUUUAGCUCACCAUAUGUCGUUAGAACCAGCGACAAAUCAAGGAGAUCAGUACUACGAUACACCACGUAAAAUAAAAGAAUGUCUGGCAUUACCAAAAAAUUAUCCAAAUUAUGAUACACCUCAUUCAGCACCACAAGCAGUUAUGUUACAACACUGCGGAUGUCCUGCUAAAUUACAAACAUCAACAUCUUCAUCUACAUCAUCAACAUCUACAUCAUCAUCUUUAUCAUCAUCAAGAAUUGGUUGUCCUUGUCACAAUGUAAUGAGCUGGGCUGGAUUUGUUUUACCUUAUUGUCGACGUGGAGCUGGUAUUGAACCAACUGGAGUUUCUGUGCAUCCAAUUAAAUUGUCAGGUGAAGGUAAAAUGCCAGUUGUCAAUGCCAAUGGUGAAUUGGCUAUUUAUCCAAGUGGUUUAAAAAAUAAUAAAUCUGAUGAUUUUUCAAUUAUUUCUAGUAUUAGUACUAGUACUAGUAUUAAUAAUAUACAAACAUCAUCAGAGAAAGCUAAUAAUUAUGAAAAUAUUGAACCAAUUGUUAUUGAUACACAGCCAGAAUCAAAACGUAAUUACGUAAAUAUCGAUUUUACCGAGUCGCUUGAGUAUUACGAAAAUAGCCGGGAUCUGAUUGCUAGAACGGGAAUUUCACAAGAGGAAAUUGCUAAAAUAGCUGAGGGUUUUAAAGACACAACUAAUAAUGAAGAUGAAAUAAUUAAUGACUCUAUUAAUAAUAAACCAGAUAAUUCAGAUCAGAAUGAAAAUGAUGAUAAUAAUAAAUUGGAACAAGUUAUUGAGGAUAAAGUAUGUAAUAAAUGUGGGCAUGUAAAAGAUAAUAAUAGUAUGAAUUAUUUAAUAAUGAAUCCAGAUAAUAGUAAUAAACAAUUUAAAAAAUCAUUUCCUGGUUAUUUACCAAUGCAACCGUCUGCACAUAAUGCUUGUUCUAAAGAAGUUAUCUCUCGUAUUUGUGGAACUAAAAGCUCUAGUAAUCCAGCAUUAUUUGCUUCAUCCUCAUCUUCAUUAUCUUCCUCAUUUAUUGAAGUUGGAAGAAAACGAUCUGAUUCAGAAUUACGUAUUCCCGGAUCAGCAAUGUUAUCAAGUCCAUACUUACGUCGACGUUUAAUCGAUCCAUUACAAUUACCGUAUAAUCAACAACCACAUCAACAACAACAACAACAACAACACGGUGAAACAAGUAGUUUAGAGAUGUUGUGGAGAAAGCGAUCUUAUUCUGCUGAGUCAUCUCACUAUUUAGAAGAUUCUAGUCCAAGUCUUGGAUUUUCAUCGUCAACAAUACACAAGUGUCCAAGCGAAAGUAGUGAAAAAUCACUUAUAAUAAAUAAUAAUCUUACUAAAGAUCAGACAAUGAUGAUAGCUUGUUCAGAUUUAAAAGUUAAUCGUGAGUGCGAUGAAUCUAUCAAUGGACAAGCAUUUUCGUCUAUUAAAAUACGUCGAUCUUCAUCAGUGCCAUCUAAAACUGGACAUAAUCGCGAUUCAUCAAGUAGCAAUGAUUCGGGAGUAUCAACUGGUUCAUUGAGUCAUCGAAAUACUGAAUUUGUUGAGUUUGAAUUCACUUGUACUCCAGUUAGUUUGUCCUCGAGAAAACAAAAUAUUCUUUCAGUUUGCCGUAAAAGCCCACCGCCAAUUUGUUAUCACGGAAGUUUGCCAAGAAAAUCAAAGUCCAGUGAUCCAUUGAGAGAAUUGUCCUUUCAAUUUCAAAAAAUUAAAAUACCAACAAAAUCAUCUUCCGCGGAAGGUGACAUACCAGCUUGUGGACCCAAAGGAAGUAACAAAGGAUACAGCAGUCCUGGUGAAAAUUCAAGUACUCCUUAUAUUGAUUCAAGAAGUACCAGUAGUGGGACUUCAGAUAUGUCUGAUUACAUUGAAACCCUAUCGCUCUCUUCACACUCAUCUUCUGAUACUCCUGAUAGUCUGAGACUUGGUGGCAGAGCUGUGACAACAACACUGCGUCCGCGGAGCGGCAAAGAGUAUUAUAAAAUAGACAGAAGCAUUUUAGCGGAACAAGGUCGUAAUUCAGUAACAUCGGGAUCCAGUUAUGCAAACAUAACACCAGUUUUAGAGAAAAGCGAAUCACCCUCCCCGGGUUACAUCAGUAGUUCGCCAUUUGAACAGCCGGCACCCUCACGGGAACAUUUUAUUUUCUCCGAGGAAGCUUGAAGCAUUAUUAAUUGAAAUUGAAAAGUAAGCUACGACUACUGUGUUUACGACUAUUUAUACUAUACGCGGAUAUUCUGUUGAUUACUGACAUAUUUAUUGAAACAUCUAUUGUUAAAUUUUCUACCAAUUAAGCCAAGGUAAUUUAAAACUACUUUAUUCCGACUACAAAAAUGAAUUAUUACAUUUAAUUAUAAUGAAAAAGGAAGAAAAUAAUCUCAUUCGACUGAUACACACGCACAGUAAAGUAAUUAUUAUAUAGAUAUGACUCUUUUUGUUCGAGUCUUCCCCAAAUAAAUUAAAUUUUUGUAACUAAAAAUCUUUUAAACUAGAGGGUGCGUAUAGUUAUGAUACAGUCAAUAAUCAAAUACUUCCUACAACGACUUAUUUAUAUAAAUACGCUCAAUAUUUAAAUAUAGUUGUAUAGUUAUGAAUCCUGCCCUAGAGUUUAAAAAAUCUACGUGUGUAUUUACAUACUUUUUACUUUUAAUUAUUUAUUAUUUUUUUACAGUUUUAUUUAUCAGUUAAUAUUAGUUUUACAGUAGUUUUUAUACAAAACACUUGAAAUAUUUUCGUCCAAAUUUUGAAAAAAUGUCUAAAUAAAAUGACAAAUAAAUAAUUGUCCUUUUGUAAAAGGAAAAUAUUUUUUAAACGGUUGUUUAAAACACCAACGUUAUAAAUAUUGUAGAAACGGUAAUUAAUUUUAAAAUUACUCGUUUCGAAUUAUGAAAGUUUUUUUUACGCGAUAAAAAUUAUAAAUAUAAUUUAUACUCACAGGGUUCACGUACUUGAAAAAAAAUUUUUUAGUCCAUAAAAAAAAGGAAUAGCCGAUUAGUGAUAUUUAAAUUAAAAAUUCACUAAAAUGAAAAUGAAUUUUCGUGAUUUAAAACAAACGAAAGUAGCAAAUUGCUAACUGAAACAAACAUUAUCAAUUAAAUGGUUUGCCAUUAAAAAUUAAAAAUAAAACAAAUUUAUUAAUGCAUUAAAUGCGUUGAUAAAUUUAAAAAAAAAA